This is a messenger RNA of Argentina anserina (silverweed cinquefoil), 1445 nucleotides long. RefSeq lists its product as uncharacterized. The coding region runs from base 164 to 1159 and encodes 331 amino acids. Gene Ontology annotation, cellular component: intracellular membrane-bounded organelle. The record is from RefSeq and is a predicted model, not a curated record. Gene Ontology annotation, molecular function: thiolester hydrolase activity. The transcript has 12 exons. Lineage: Eukaryota; Viridiplantae; Streptophyta; Magnoliopsida; Rosales; Rosaceae.
GCGUCCCUCGAGCCAAAACUAAACCCACUUCUUUCUCUCUGUGAGCAUGUCAUCUACCAUUUCUUCUGGAGUCUCUCACUACCCAGAGUCCCAACCUUUGACCCCUUCUGAACUCCCAGAAAGCUUUCCUUGGCAACUUUAACUAAAACCCAUUGAUACCCCAAUGGCUUUUUCACUGCUACCAAUUAUUUUCAUCUUCAGUCUCAUCCCACUUACACUCUCUGUUCCUUUUAUCGUUUUCCAUGGCAUUGGAGAUAAAUGCACAAAUCGAGGAGUCACACACUUUACGGAACUCUUAAGCAACUGGUCUGGUUCUCAAGGAUAUUGCAUAGAAAUUGGUGAUGGAUCAUGGGAUUCCUGGACAAUGCCUCUACUGGAACAGACGGCUGUUGCUUGUGAGAAGGUAAAAAGUAUGAGUGAACUAAGUGACGGUUACAACAUAGUUGGACUUUCUCAGGGUAACAUGGUUGGUAGAGGAGUAAUUGAACUUUGUGACAGUGGACCUCCUGUCAGAAAUUUUAUAUCACUAGCAGGUCCUCACGCUGGUACAGCUUCUAUUCCAUUUUGUGGAUCUGAGUGGAUUUGUGUUCUCCUGGACGACUUAAUCAAGUCAGAGAUCUACAGCAGCUAUAUCCAGGAACAUUUGGCUCCAAGUGGUUAUGUUAAAAUCCCUACUGAUAUUGCUGCCUAUCUAAAAGGGUGUACAUUUCUUCCAAAGCUGAACAAUGAAAUCAAUAGUACAAGAAAUUCCACUUAUAAGGAACGAUUUGCCAGCUUAGAGAAUUUGGUGCUUAUCAUGUUUGAGCAGGACACUAUAUUGAUACCCAAGGAGACCUCCUGGUUUGGAUACUACCCUGAUGGAGCCUUUGAUCCAAUAUUGCCUGCACAGGAGACUGAGCUGUACACUGAAGACUGGAUUGGUUUGAAAACCUUGGACGAAGCUGGAAAAGUCAAGUUCAUUAAUGUGUCAGGUAAUCAUCUGGCCAUCUCGAAAAGUGACAUGAAAAAGUACGUCGUGCCAUACUUGGAAGAUGGAACAUCAAUGCAAACGAUGAUGGCAGAGUCUUCAUCACAAAACUUACUUUUAUCAACCUGGAACUUCCUCGUGAGGUUUGCUGGGCUCAAAGAGGAUCGACAAUUGGUGCUGACCGUGGUUUAGUGAUGAAGAGUAAUUACAAAUUUUCACAAUGCAGAGGUGUUGAGGGAUUGAUAACACAUUUACACGCUACUCUUUUUGAAAUGUUGUAUAAUAGAGUUCAAUAGGACUCAUCAUGUCUGUUUAUAUGCAUUACUGAGAAGUGAGAACUGAGAGCAGGAACACAUGGCUUAUUGGCUCAACUAGUUUAUGAAGAACAAUGAAACUUGUCUUACAUAAAUUGGUCGAUACCUUGCAAUACCAACACAUGAUAUAUCUAGAUAAAUUAUUAAGCAUUGGUUACUCCAGG